AUGACUGUACCGAACGAAGAUGCUUUAUUAGAUGACGACGGCGAAAAUUUGCAAACUCAAGACGCACAAUUUCUACCUGACGAACAAAUUGAUAAGUUUUCUGAACGUGUCAAAUGUCAUCCUGCCACUGAUGCUCAGUUGGCAGCUGAAGAAGAAGAAGCUCGUCGUCAAGAAGAGGAAGAAAUUGAAAGAAAACGUGAGGCGGCCACACAGGCAGCUCUUGCUAAAGGAUUAAUAACACCAGAACAAGCCUCUGCUAAUAGUAAAAACAUUUUCUUCACUAUUGAAGAUGAAGAUGACAAUGAUAGUCGGGAAUAUACUGACUCAUCUAGAACUAUGAUGCAUGACAGUUCUUCGGCCGAAUCAUCAACUAAAAGUCGAGAGGCUACACCUCAUGACGAUGACUCACAAAUUUCUUCUUUAAAUAAACCACGUAAUCCAUCCGAACGUCUUUUUGUACAAGAUGAAGACUAUGAUGAUGUAACCGAUUAUGAUGAUCAGUAA
This is a messenger RNA of Racocetra fulgida, 504 nucleotides long. The record is from the annotation of a GenBank genome assembly. Lineage: Eukaryota; Fungi; Glomeromycota; Glomeromycetes; Diversisporales; Gigasporaceae.